AUGCAAUCACAAGCGCCCAUCGCCAUCAUCGGUGCCGGCCCAGCGGGUCUUACUCUCGCACGGCUUUUGGAAGUCGCUGACGUACCUUAUGUUGUCUUUGAACGAGAUGUCUCUGCAUGUUGGGCGAAUGAACAUCAGAGCAGCGGUACACUCGAUCUUCACCCUAGCACUGGCCAGGCGGCCCUCCUUGAAGCCGGCUUACUUCCAAAAUUCCAAUCUCUUGCGCGCUAUGGGGUUCCUAUCACUAUAGCUGAUGCUCAGGGGAAAGUUCAUUCUCUCCUUUCCCGUGAGGGCGACGAAGAUGAGCCAGAGAUCGAUCGGAAGGAUCUACGAGACCUACUUCUGAGCUCUCUUCCGGCGUCUAAGAUCCUUUGGGAUCACAAAAUACAAAGAAUCGAGAAAGAAAACAAUGGUUCUGUGAUAAUUCAUUUCAUGCACCAGGACCCCAGAUCCGGCUUCCAGCUUGUGGUUGGCGCAGAAGGUGCCUGGUCUAGAGUUCGGGCGACGAUUAUGCCCUCCAAACCGCAAUACUCCGGCAUCCAUUUCUUUUCUUCUUUUAUCAAACCCGAGAAUCCUAUCUACCCGCUGGCUGCCUCAAAGGCAGGUACAGGAAAUUUUCUUGCCUUUGGCAAAGAACGGCAAAUAUUUCUAUACUAUCUCGGUGACGGGUCGUACCACGUUUCCGUGGGUCUGAGGCUUUCUGAGAAAGAGCUACCCAAAGAUUCUAUACUCGCGAGUGCUCCAUCAACUUUAUGGAAUACCUUUUUGCAGGAAUACUUCACAGGAUGGGCCUCAGACCUGACAGAUUUCGUGCGGUCAUGCGAUGGCAAGUUUCGCUCCUGGCCAUUGUACACCAUGACUGAGGAUGCAAUUUUAUCCUGGAAUCAUGUUCCAGGAGUAACACUUGUUGGUGAUGCUGUACACUUGACAGUACCAACCGGAGAUGGAGUUAACAAUGCCAUGCAUGAUAGCGUCAAUUUAGCGAGGCAUAUCAUUUCACAUGGCAUAGACGACCUGGAAUCAGCAACAUUAGCAUACGAGAAGGAGAUGCAGCCGCGUGCGGUGGCAGCAAUCCAGAAGGGUCAUUGGAUGACGCGUCAUAUGUUUCUAGCCGAGGGCCCGGAAGAGAUACUGGCGGCAAUGGAGACAGGAUUUGACAGCGAGUAA
This is a messenger RNA of Penicillium waksmanii, 1167 nucleotides long. Its product is annotated as FAD-dependent oxidoreductase. The coding region runs from base 1 to 1167 and encodes 388 amino acids. The record is from RefSeq and is a predicted model, not a curated record. Lineage: Eukaryota; Fungi; Ascomycota; Eurotiomycetes; Eurotiales; Aspergillaceae. The transcript has 3 exons. Gene Ontology annotation, molecular function: FAD binding.